This is a messenger RNA of Fraxinus pennsylvanica, 471 nucleotides long. The record is from the annotation of a GenBank genome assembly. NCBI's taxonomy places the organism in Eukaryota, Viridiplantae, Streptophyta, Magnoliopsida, Lamiales, Oleaceae.
AUGUCGACACCUGCCAGGAAGAGAUUGAUGAGGGAUUUCAAGCGGUUGCAGCAUGACCCUCCGGCUGGCAUUAGUGGCGCUCCUUGUGAUAAUAAUAUUAUGCUCUGGAAUGCUGUUAUAUUUGGUCCAGAUGACACUCCUUGGGAUGGAGGGACGUUUAAGUUGACUCUUCAAUUUAUGGAAGAUUACCCAAAUAAGCCACCAACAGUGCGAUUUAUAUCUAGAAUGUUUCAUCCAAAUAUUUAUGCUGAUGGAAGUAUUUGCUUGGAUAUUUUACAAAAUCAGUGGAGUCCGAUAUACGACGUAGCUGCAAUACUUACUUCUAUCCAGUCUCUGCUCUGUGAUCCAAAUCCCAACUCACCAGCCAAUUCUGAAGCUGCACGGUUGUUUAGCGAGAACAAACGAUAUUGCACUUGUGAGCUAAGGUAUGGGUGGAUCCAUCAAGGGACAAUUGGACAUAAGAAUGAAUGA